Messenger RNA from Exaiptasia diaphana, 940 nucleotides. Its product is annotated as lactadherin. The transcript has 4 exons. The coding region runs from base 83 to 940 and encodes 285 amino acids. The record is from RefSeq and is a predicted model, not a curated record. NCBI's taxonomy places the organism in Eukaryota, Metazoa, Cnidaria, Anthozoa, Actiniaria, Aiptasiidae.
AUCAGACAAUUUCUUCCUAAGCAAACAAGACAGAAAAACUUAUGAAAAUAGCGCCCUCAAAUAGCCAAAACUCAUUUACACAAUGGCGAAAAUGUUUAUGUUGGCCUUCUUGAUGGUUUACUUCGAAAGUUCUUUCGGUCAAUGUCCCAAUAUGAAGUCAUUAUUUUACAUCAAAAGUGGGUUUUACCUUCAAAACCAUAAAUCUCUCGGCUUGUUAGCUGAUAGUGAGACAGCUUGUCGCAUUAAGUGUUACAUUGUUGACGACUGCAUGUCAUAUAACUACAAUUCAGGCACCAAGGCCUGUGAGGUGAAUGAUUCUGAUGACAUUCAGCACCCAAAAGACCUUAUUCAAAGACAUGGAUACAUGUAUGUCGGCACAGAGAACGACUGUAAAAGCAAACCUUGCCCAGUGAACAUCACUUGCAAAGCUAGUGUGAGGAUUAAAGGACAACACAAGUGUAUCAACAAAGAGCAAAAGUACUGUAAUAAGUCUCUUGGAAUGGAAGAUGGACGAAUAAUAGACGACAACAUCAAAGCCUUCUCUCAUGUGACCAGUAGUUGUGGCUUAGUUCCCUGUUACCCAUAUAACGGUCGUCUAAAUGGUAAGGUAAACGGGUGGAUAGCCCAAGGUAACAGUUUUAAUGAAUGGCUUCAAGUAAACCUGCUUGAUAUAACGGAGGUCACAUCAAUUGCUACGCAAGGUGUCACGAUUUCAUCUAAUGUCUUCUAUGUAAAAAGUUACAAACUAAAGUAUAGAGAUAACGAAGAUUCGCCAUUUCAAGAACACAGUACUACGUUUGUUGGCAACAUAGACGCAAACAGUGUUGUCAAGAAUGCGAUAAACCCACCCAUUGUCGCUAGAUAUGUUCGUGUUCAUUCUUUWKMUURSCAARRGSYURUUGCUCUGCGAAUUGAAUUGUACGGAUGUGUGUUAAAUUAA